This is a messenger RNA of Racocetra persica, 1167 nucleotides long. The record is from the annotation of a GenBank genome assembly. NCBI's taxonomy places the organism in Eukaryota, Fungi, Glomeromycota, Glomeromycetes, Diversisporales, Gigasporaceae.
GUAAUAACCAAUUAUCAGAGGUAGAAAUUAAAAAUUGUCCGAAUUUAAAAGAAGUUAUUGCUUCUCAUAAUAAGUUAAACGAAUUAAAAAUAGAGGACUGUCCGGAAAUAACCGAUUUAUAUACCAGUUAUAAUGAAUUAACUGAGUUGGAUGAAAGAGAAAAGUUAAACAGACUAGGCUUGCCAGAAAAAAGAAAAAAAGGGAAACGAUUUUCAUGGAGUAGUUUCAGAGAAUUCUUUAAGGAAUUUAUUAAAAAUAAAGAGAAUAAACAAAAAGCAACUGAAAUUGAUAUUAGUAAUUUAGGUAGCAGAUUAGGUUCCAGAAAGAAAAAAUUAGAAAUCAAAAACUACCCUAAUCUUACUCAUUUGAAUGUUGAUAAUUGUAAUUUAAAGGAGUUAAAAAUAAAAAAUUGUCCUGAAUUGAAAACUUUAUCUUUUAGGUUUAACCAAAUUCAGGAGAUUGAUUUAAGUGGUUUGCCUAAUUUAGAGGCUUUGUAUUGUUCGGGUAAUAAAAUAGAAAAAUUGGAUUUAAGUAAUAACCCAGAACUAAAACAUUUAGUUUGUGAUAAUAAUCCUAUUACUAAACUAGAACUAAAACACUUAAAAGACUUAGAAAGUUUGUAUUGCUUUAAGUGUUAUUUAGAGGAAUUGGAUUGUAGCGGCUUAAAAAACUUAAAAGAGGUGUAUUGUGCUAAUAAUAAUGGUUGUUUAGAAAAAAUAACAGGUUUAACUACUUGUGAAAAUUUAAUUGAGUUAGAUUGCGCGGAGAAUUCUUUAACUGAAUUAGAUAUUAGCGGUUUAAAGAAUUUAGAAUUUGUUUCUUGUAAAGAAUGCAGGCUUGAUCUUUUUUGUGCUAAAGGAUGUGGCAAUUUAACUUAUUUAGAUUAUAGUAUUCAAAAAGUUUUUUCUCCUAAACAAAUUGCAGAAAUUAAAGAAGUGAUUUCAGUUCCAAACAUUAAAGUAAUGAUUUUAAAUUUAAUGGCUAGCGGUCCUGAAUCACUUCCGAAUGAAAUUAAACAACUAUUUGCUUCGUUUGAAAUUUACCUUGAUGGUGUUUCUGAUAUUAAUCAAAUUUCAGACUUACUUAUUUCAGGUUCCAUUAAAAUUGUUAGUGAACUUAGAGAGGCCACGUUAUUUACUAAGGAAGUUGGAAGUAUUGAAUUAAAAG